AUGGCGGAGAAGAAGAGCCAAAUUCCCGAUAAUCAUUCGUCGGCGAAGAAACCGGCGACGGAGAUCGGAUCCGGAUCGAGCUAUUCGGGUCAAAGAACAGCGUAUUAUAACAGACCCGAGUCGGUGAAUCCAGAUCAGGCGACGUUGAGGGAGCAGUGGAAAUUCGCAAUCCGGCAGUAUAGCAAGUGGUACUCACACGCUUGGGGAACGGCGAUUCUCGCCGGCGGAGUUUUCUUCGGGCUCGGUUGGAUCAUCAAAGGCUCUAAUCCUCUUCCUUCACUCCAAUCGAGUUCUAAACCUCCUCCUUCUCCUUCUGGACGCGAUGAAGAAAAAUGA
Molecule: messenger RNA, 336 nt
Organism: Arabis nemorensis
Lineage: Eukaryota; Viridiplantae; Streptophyta; Magnoliopsida; Brassicales; Brassicaceae
Source: the annotation of a GenBank genome assembly